CCUCCAUCCCUCCCUCCCUCUGCCUGCGCAGAGCCGCAGACAUGGCGCUCAACAAUUUCCUCUUCGCUCAGUGCAUCUGCUACUUCCUGGCUUUCCUCUUCAGCUUCAUCGUGGUGGUGCCGCUGUCCGAGAAUGGCAAUGACUUCCACGGCCGGUGCCUACUCUUCACCGAGGGCAUGUGGCUCAACGCCAACCUGACAGUGGAGAGGCAGCGCUUCACCGUGCAGGAGUGGGGGCCUGAGGCUGCCUGCCGCUUCAGCAUCUUCACCGGGCUCCUCUCCCUGCUGCUGGCCACAGUGCAGGCCUGGCGGACCCUCUUCUUCCUCUGCAAAGGGCACGAGGACUCUUUCUUUUAUGCCUUCCUGAAUCUGCUGAUCAGCGCCUUUGUGGUGUUUAUCACCUUUAUUGCUAGCACUAUAGUGAGUGUAGGAUUUAACAUGUGGUGUGAUGCAAUUACCGAAAAAGGGAGCAUGCCAAAUAGCUGUGAAGAAUUACAAGAUAUAGAUCUUGAACUGAACUUAGAAAACUCUGCUUUCUAUGACCAGUUUGCUAUUGCACAGUUCGGUCUCUGGGCUGCCUGGCUGACUUGGCUGGGAAUUACCAUUCUGGCUUUCCUGAAGGUUUAUCACAACUACAGACAGGAGGACCUGCUAGAUAGCCUGAUCCAUGAGAAGGAGCUGUUGCUAGGAAGAUCCUCUUCACGAACCUCUUUGCAAGAUGAGAAAAGUGCCAUGAUCUAAAGUGUAAGAGAAUUUCCAGGGCAGGAUCUAGAUUUUAUAAUUAAGUAGUGCGAGCUAAAGUUUUGAGUGAGUGAGAUCUUAUCUUUCCUAAAAAGACAUGUAUUUGGGAACCACCCAGUUCCUUCAUGAGAAAUUCUUGCCAGACAAACUUCUGUUAGGACACAGACAAUGAACUGUCCCACGUGCCGCUAAUGCAGCAAACUCUGUCCUGCACAUGCAGGGAGCAGCACUAGCUGUAACCAGCUGUUGCAAGCAGAGUUCCCACGUGCUAUCGCUGACCUUUGGGGAAAGUGACUGUUUUUGAGGACUGUGCUAGCAAGACCAGGCUACAGAAUCUAGGCUAUUUCUUCAAACUAUACUGCAACAACAGUUGUAACUGGGGCUGUGUCUAGUCCCUUCUCUCUCCUUCUCCUGCCUUUUGCCAGUAAUGCUGCCCCUAUUCUCACAUUAUUCUAGGUAACUGCUGCUCUGAUCCAGGUAUAGGUGGGGCUUUUGCUGUCUCUGCUUUUGCUGUGUGUGGACACAGUGCUGACAAACCUGUUGCUCCUGCUCCAGUUUUGAGUUAGUUUAGAGCAUACGGACCUUUGUUCCUGACUUUAUUCUUAAUCUUAGACAGUUGUAGUGAAUUUCAUGAAACCACUAUAUUAUUAUUAAAGUAUCUGUAAGAAGCUGUGUAUGAUUUGGGGGGAUGGCGGAGAAUAUUUGUGUUUUUGUUUCUUCUUAGAUUUUUGCAUGAUCAACAUUUAUUACAACUUCCUAAAGUGUAGUGUAGCUAGCAAUUGCUGAAGCUUGCAUAGUAAGAGAUUAAGCUGAAUAGAUAAUAUUAAUGCUUGCACAUUCAUAUAUAUAACUUGGUCCCUAUUACUGUAUACUAUUCAAUUUUGAGUAUUAGAAUUUAUGUGUGAUAUUCAUUUCAUAGAUGGUAUGCAAAAUUAUUGUAAACAUUUGGAUAGAUAGUUCAGUUCUGAGUAGGCCCGUUGUGCCUACUCAUGGGCAGGAGUACCAGGGCUAACAAUUUUUGCUGUAAAAAGGGAGGAGAAUUGUGACUUUGUUGUUGCUUUUGGGUUCUUUUGGCCAGUGCUUCAAUGAAAAAGGUGAAUUGUUUCAGAUGAGAAGGAGAUCCAACAAUUAAGAAGAAUUUUUCAGAUGAGCGCAGGAUUUGCAUGGCAGAGAACAAAUGUGCUAGAAUAUAGGCAGUUAUCCCCAGGUACAAGAUACACGGCAGUCCGUAAUUCACCAGAAAACUUAAGCAAACAGUGAAGUUUAGGUGCAAGAAGAUUUUUGGUGGGCACAGUGACACUGCUGCUUGAUUCGAGACUGAAAUUAUUGUACCAUGAGUGCAAACCAUUUGCAUCUAUAUUGCCUGGUAAAUGGGGAGGGAGGGAAAGAAAGUAGCAGACUUCUACCCCACCCAUCUACAAUUUUCCUGUCUAGAGAGUCAGCUGUCUUGCUCCACACUUACAGUCUCAUGCAAGCCGGCAUGCAGGCAGACUGGAUGAACAGGCACUCUCGCUUUGAACAAGAGCUCCAGCCUGUAGCUAGCACAACCGUGCAGAUUUACUGUUGUCUUCUGGGAACUAUUUGGUGCUUAAAGAUAAGUACCUGAUUAAAUGUUUGGCUGAAUCAGAAUUUGAAAGCAUAAGAAGUCCCUGAAUUUCUAAGCAUUUUAGAGCAUAAAAUCCAAGAUUACAUUUAACAGCCAAAUUGCACUCGUAGGUUUAGGAAAAAACCCUCCAUGUGUUAUAAGCAGGGAGUAGGCCCUGAUAAUCUGCACUGUUUAUAAUCUCAGCUGGUCAGGGCUGCCUGUAGAGAGAUCUUGUUUUUCAGCACUGAUUUCUGCCCACAAGGGAAUAUAAUUCCUUUGAAAGCUUUACAGCUGUGGCUUUUUUGCAGUUGUGAAUUGAUAUCAGAGGCAGAGAGAAGUAAUCCUCAGAGAGGGAGAAUCCAAGAUCAAGUUUGUUAAUACCAAUUUAAAAUCCAAAGAUCAGGACUGUUGGAAUAUUUUUAAAAUUCAGUUGGUCUAAUUAGAGAGAGACCCUUGCAGACACCCAAGCUCUUUGCCAGGGAGCCUUCCCCUUCAUGCCCUGGAGAAAGACUUAGGGCCCGAAAGUUAUCCUGUUUCCUCAGCUGACUGGUUCCUCAGCUCUUUCUCCAACUGCAGAAAACUAUUUCUCCUUCCAAACUUGCCUUGAAUUUCAGAGUCAGCAGUGAUGUUCCCUCCCACAAAUUACUUCAGUGCAUACCCAAUUUGUCUCAUGGGACCAUGCUGCUGCUGCUUUGUAUAAUAUGUUUUUACAGGUGCCAAAUCAGGCUUAGGCUGAAGUAACUUGUGGGUUGGGACCGGAGUUCCCUGUUCCUUCCCUGAUGGUUUAGAAAACAGGGAGGCAGGGUGGCAGCAAGUGUCUCUUCAUCAUCUCUCCUCUGAGGCACAUGAGCUAGAGCUCAGUUACUGACUGUGAGGAAGAUGAGGAUCCUGCUUUCUGGUGAGGCUGUUCAGAGCAGAUGCUCUUGUCUACUCUUUCCCCAGGUCUCUGGGUCUUUUGCUCCUUCCACUUCCAUGAGAAGCAGCAAACACUCAACCUGGAGUUUCUGGUUUUGUUGGGUUUUGUGGGUAGCAUUUUCACUAAUAUUUGUCACCCUGACACAGUCUUCUUUGUUCUGCUGCUCAAAAGACAAAAAGUAAGUCAGGCAGGAUCCCAUCUCCAAGAAAAACUCAAUAGGAAUGAGAUACCUCACUUCUUUAGCUGCCUUUGGAAAUCCCAGCCCCCAAAAAGUACAUGCACAGACUCAUCUACUAGCUUUGACACCAGUGCUAAGUCUCUCUGAUUCAUGUACCUGGAAGAAUUCUCCUACAGCCAGUUGCAUUUCUCUGCAAGUAUAACUAUGCCUCGGCUGUUGGAGUGGCCUUGUAAGAUGGAAAUAUGCUGAGGCUCUACUUUGAGUCCCAUAUGCAAAAGGUUUCUCCUCCUCAGCUUCAUACACUCAACUAGGUGGAGUGAGGCAGGAACCCAGCUAGGGAGCAACAGUGAUGUUUAAAGCAAGGCUAGUUUUGAAGGAGAUCUCUGAGCAACUGAGAGGCAAGAGUGUGUGGUGAGCAGCAGUCUGGUUGGUUUGAGGGAGGAAAUGGGUAUAGUGCAAAGAUGCCGUGUCUGAGCCUGCUUGAACUUUUUUGUUUGCCUUUGGAUUUCUGCAAACUCUUUCCUGAAAGCCUGGACACUCAGGCCAACCUGACAAUGCCAGGCUGAAAAUGUGUUAGAAAGGCAGUAUUAUUUAUGUGUACACUAACACAUAUGCACACACACAUGUGUCUCUUUUGCACCAUUCUAACCUCUGCUUUUAGUUAUCCGUUGCCAAUCAGCGCAGAAUUUGGCUGGAGUAGGAAUUUGUCUUAGUGAUAUUUCAAAGCCUUCUUUAAUCUGCCUUCUCCAAAAGCAGGCCUCUGGGAACACUCUAGCAAGAACUUCUAGCAACACUAGAGGCAAAAUGCAUAUGUGGUAUUAUGUUUGUAUUUUUUAAAUUUUAUAUGAUACAAAGGGAAAAUCUUUGUGGCCUCUGCCCAUGCAGCCCCUCCUGCUGCUGCCCCUAGCAAAGCUGUGGGCUGUGCUGGUGCAGAUGGCGGGUUGCAGUUCUUUGGAUGCUACAUUCCCCGUGACUCAGUGGGUCUUUGCUUUGGCUUGUGUAAAUUACUGGUAAGGCAGUGAGAGUGUUCAUAGAGCCUUACUUUGUCAAAUGCAAACUGAUACUGCUCCUCCAGCACACUGGAGUAUUGCCACAAAAGUAUUUUGUUUUAUUGAAAAUAUUACACAUGUCCUGGCUACCAUCUGUGUUUAACUUCUCUGUCAAUUCCCUGCCAGCAGUGUACUUUGGGUUAGAAAAAUAUGAACUAAAAAGUUUUGGUUGAGUUUUUAGAUCAAUGCUAACUUUUUAUUUUACUUUUUUAAAGAAACAGUUGAAGCCAUUUUUUGGUAUAGAAUUUUCUACUGGGGGUAAAAAAGCAUGUAGCACCUUAUCCCAUGAAUCCAUGAGACAUCUUUUAUCCAUGGACUUUCAGUAGGAAUCACAAAGAUAAGAGGCUGAUGAUUCACUUUAAAAACUGAAGGACACAUGCUUGUUAUGGAAAAUAAUCAUUUUGCUUAGAAAAAUAAUCAUUAUAAUAGUCAGUGAUUGAUGUUUGAAUGCAUAGACCUCAUUCAUGAAGGCAUUCAGUGUCAGGGAGCUGACAAAUGUAUGUAUGCAGCAUAUACCCAGAUAUAUACCAGAGACAAAUCCCAUUGCUUAACUAUGAUACGGGUAUAAGCUCUUCUGUGGGUCAGAAAAUGGAUCAGAGUAGUUGUCUGGUUGCCUUUACUUUCUACACUGCCUUUUUCUUAGCUUUAGUAUCUGUGAAGUGACACUCAGGAUAUGACAUCCAAAGAUGGAUGUGGUUGUGACGUGAGAGGAGUGGGAAAGCGCUGGCCAGCGCGCCAGCUCCAGAGGGCUGGGGUGCGUUUCUAACGCGGGGUUGCAGGUGCUUUAACUCCUCCUGCCUCUGGGUGCUGUUCUGACGUUACCCGGUAUCUGUCCUGCUAGGAACAAAGAGUUGCCUUUCUCUUCAUGGCCUUCCCACACCUACACCAAACAUCGGAGAUUUACCCUCUGUAGUAUUCAAGGUGGAAGCAGAGUUGAAGGAAAUAGGAGCUCGCACUUUACAGUUUUAUUGCAUGAUCAGAGGGUACUUUUCCCUCUGAACAAUAUUCCCAAUUCAGGAAUUCUACCCUGUGGUCUCCUAAAUGACAAGUGACCCUGUCAUGGACAUGAUUCUGUCAUGAAUUCAAGCUAAUUUAACAUACAGACAUGCAGGAGACAAACAGUAUAUAUUUUGAAAGCAGUCUCAACCCCUCAGUUUACAAGCCAUAUUCUUCUGCAACACAAUGCAAUAUUCUGACUCAAAACAGCUAGUCUGUUUUUAAUAGACAGUCAAUUAUUUGUGGAAGGAAACAUAAGGUGACAAGGGGAAAAAAAGAUAUAUUUAAAAUAGUUACAUAGUGCUGGGAGACUGGAAGGGAGAAUUCAUUUCAAAACUUUUAUUUUCUUACUCAGAGAAGAAACUCAAGCAUAUAUUUGGUGUAGGAAGCUGGUAUACAUUUUCUGAAGACAGAAACACUACAUGCCAUCAUAUAGACUUUAUGCUAAACUGGGUUUUCAGCACAACCUCUAAACAGACAUCAGUCUGCGUUAUGGGUCUUAGAAAACACAGAAUCAAAUGUGCAAAUUCAAAACUGAUGUCACCUGCAAAAUGUUCAGUACAAGAAAGAACAUGCAAACCUUGCCUUUGAGUGAAUGUGGCUUUUAUCAUCCCUCUUCUCCAAAGCUCACACCCCAUACGUAAUGUAUCUAAAAUCACUUUUGCAUUUUUUUGACAAAAAUCCAGACAGUCAUGUAGAUUGGUCAGAUUUACAGUUUAUAAUCUGAUUUGGAUUUUGGUGAAACUUUUGUCUCUGCUUUUAAAUCCACUUGGGUGUGAACAUCCUUGAACUAAUGGGAAUCUUGUCUGUAUCCAGAUCCUAAAUUUGCAUCUCAGAUCACUUCCUCUGCUGAUGGAAAUAGCCCAUUUUUAUCUCACUGGAAUUUUUGCUUUCAGUGGAAGACCCGGGAGACCAUAAAUAUCCUCUCCUCAUGCUUAGGCAGUUUGGGAAGAGAGUCAGUUUUUGCAAGGCUAGUUUCCACACUUGCAUACAGCGAGAAAAUGUUCAUAGAAUUUCAGGAGCACCGACAUUGUUUUAGAGAUAUUUCUGUUCAGUUUUCAUCUAAUCCCCUAAAGUAUAUGUUUCUAUUCUUGUCCUCCACAAGAAAGAGUAAAUCUAUCCUGAACUCUAUUUUAGUAUUCACAGAUACACACAAGAGUUUUUUCUUUUCUUUUUUCUUUUUCUUUUUUUUUUUUUUUUUGGAGUGGCAAGAUUCCACUCAGUAAUUUCUGAAUCUAACAACUGCAUAGAAGACAGCACUUUGAAAUACUCCUGGCAUAGAAGGGAGAAAUCAUACCUGCACUCUCUCAAAACACUUCACAGUUGUUUCUGAUAGGUGAGACUGCAAUUUGCUUAAUAUAUAGCAAGUACUGUUUAUUUAAAUGCAGGCAUGUAAUUAAUAAUAUCUUUGCAUUCUGUUGUUGGGAAGAAUAUUGACAUAGCAAUGCUUUCUCUUGAAAUUUAGUUUCUUUUGUCCAGGCCAAAGAGCGUAAUUGAACUGAUAUUGCUAACAGAUUAAUGUGAAUGUAUUCACCUGAGUGCUUAAACUUUUCUACCUCUCAUAGGCUGCUAUAAUUGUUUGAACUGUUGUUGCAUACAAUAGUCAAAAGAACUGGAUCUAUAUACAAGUCUAAAUCCUAUUCUCAUAGAUGACUUAAGGAUUUAGAAAUUAACUCUUAGUAAUUUACUGUGAGAUCAUGUUCCCUAGGAAAUGGGCAUAGACAACUAAGAAGGGCUGUGGUGGUUUUGGAACCAAAUUAAAAGUGGGGGGAAAAGAACCCUCUGACUGGUCAAACAAUGACACUUUUAGUUUUUUCUCACCAAAAAGAAAAGCCAGCAACAGUAAUCUAUUAGACAUAGAAGGUUAUGGGUUACCUGAAAUGUUGCGUUUCACUGAGGGCCAGAAGUGAUGAGCUAUCUUGUUAAUAUGGCUCAAAGAGGCCUUUCCCACAGUCAGAUACCCACAGAGCACUCACCCCAAAUGUGAGAGGUGCUAGUUUAAUCCCCUCCUCUGCUGAAGAGGUAUGAACCCCAUCUACUAGGGAAAUGCUCCCACCACAAUGUUAUUCUGGAUCUUCCUCAAAUCCUCCCAGUGGAGCUUUAUCCACUUGGCUUAAAAUUCCAAAAUAAUGACUUUAAGGCUCGUGGUUGUAAUGUUUAUCAAGGAGAUAAAGCACUUAGCAACAAGAAAUGCUCAUUGAAGUAGCUUGAAUUAUUUGUAUAAUGUGGAAACUUGGUUUGAGAAGUUUUCGCCCCCACACUUCCCCGGAUUAUAUUGUAAAAUGAGGGUUGAGAUAACCUAUAAGGAGGUGGGAAUGAAGUUCAAUUUUACCAUUGACCUCCUGGGUGAAUUCUCACAUAAAUGGAUAAAUAGCCCUAUGAGGAAGCUUUACUUCCACCCUGCUUUUUCCCCCAUUUUCCCCAAAUUAGGGCAAAUUUGACUUGCCUGUGUAAACAGGUUCUGAACAGGGUUUAUGAAGGUGAAUGAAAUUGCAGUUCCUAUGGCAAAUUUUACUUUCUGAAAAAAAAAAAAACAGAAAAAAGAAAAGUCUCCCAGUUUUUCUAUUUUAUCACUUGGGCUCUUUACAGUCUGACACCAAAUCCUUCCUUUUACAUAAGCCAGGCCUGAUUCUGGUGACACAUUACUUUAACAGAUUCACAGGACUGGUGCCAGCAUUCCCUUGAGGAACCCAGUGGCUCUAGACUAGUGAAAUAUUAGACCAUAGAUCAGGAAAGUAAGGCAGUGAAGUGUUUGAAAAUCAACUGUCAUGGUACUCCACAUGACACAGUCCAGAGCUUUUCACCCACUUGUUCCUACAGCAGAGGGAAUUAUUUUUCCCUGUAAACACUGAGAAGUUGAACAAUUUGUGUCUAAAAUACAGCACAUCUUUCUACAACAUGCUGGAUCUUGAUUUAAUGAAUUAACCACUUCCGCUUCCAAGGCUGCUGCCGUGGUUUUAACCCUCGUUGUUAAAAGUGUUCAAUAUUUGACUUCAGAAGGUGCUAAUGAUCUCCUUACUAAACCACAGUCUUUAAGAGUUGAAAACAGUCUUUUUGCCAAAUAACGCUGAGGAGAUCCUUGCCGAGCAGCAUCCUUCAGGGUUGGGGACGAGGAGGACUGCACUGGGGUCUAGGACCGGUGCACACCGAUGGCACCGAGCGGUAUUGCUCAAACACUCUCUGAAUAAAACUAAUGCUAUUUCUCAGCCCAAGCUGUGCAAUUGAGAAAUCAAUAUAUUGUGAUCUAAAGUACACUUCUAAAAGGUUUUUGCAGGUUUAUAUUAAAAGUAAAAAUCAGUUCCACUGACAUCUCGUUCCCCUGAGUCGCUGCUUCUCUAAAAGCAUUCCUGCAAAUUUUCGAGAGGGCUUUAUUGACAUCAAGCUGACCAAGCCUUACUUCUCACAUCUUUUUCUGUCAGACAGACAAGCACUGCAGAGGGGGACAGGGGAGUGCCAUAAAUCGGAAUAAAAUCAGAGAGGAAAACUGUCAGUGCACUUGUUCUGAGGGAUUUCAGCUCUCGGGCUCCAAGGCAAGGGACCCAGUGCGGCAGCACCCGCACUGGCGGAGCUGACACUGAUUUUGGGCUUAGCUCAGCCUGUUUGGUCACAGUGAGCUCACACAGCUUCAUAAACCGCAGAACAUCGGUGGCACAAGGUUUGGGCAAAUUGCUUCAGAAAACCUCUGUUUUCAGCACUGGUGGCUCCCGAACCCCCCCAGAUGGCCCAUUGCCCUGCUCAGCUCGUGACUUGUGUGGUGACAGAAGGACUGUUCCCAAAUCACUGUAGACUUGCUGUUAGUGAAAGGAGCACAUUAACACCCUUGCUAUAGUUUUAAAAGGUUUGUCUGUUGUGUGGUACCGCCUGCAAAGAUCUGAAGUGGAUCUUUAUUGCUGACAUUCAGUGCAGAGCCUCAAAGCAUUUCAGCUUCUCUGGAAAUAUAUGUCCUGUGACUUCUAUAUUUGUGAACUGUUGUUUCUUAUAGCCACUUGAGAAAAGCUUUACAGCUUUUUAUAGUCUAGAUUAAACGCCAUGUUAUGCUGCUAAAGACGUCCCUGUGUAAUGGAUAUUUUGGAGCAAAAAUAGAACAGUUUUUCAUAAUUUGUUUAAACAUUGAAAGCAGGAGAGGGGCAGAUCCUUAGCUUGUGUAUAUAGUUUAGCUUUGUGGGCCAUACUGGAGCCAUGCCAGCCUGCACAAGCUGAGAAUAGAGCUUGGUGUAUUUUGAAUAUUAUCUCUCAUGCUUUGUAUGGUCCUUUGCAGUGUAAUGACUGCUGAUUUGGAGCAUUAAUUGCAUGAUUUUCACAGAAACAGAGUUGGAGUUAUGUUUAUUAUUGUUUUGAUACAGUAUCAAAAGGGAAGUCUUUUGUUAGCAUUUUUAAUAUAGCCAUUUGUAAACAUCCGGCAAAUAAAAAUUAUAAGUCCAAUUCUCCUACUAAUGGAGCCAUUGAAAAAGUUUCCUUUGGCUUUAACAGGAGCUGGAAUGAGUUCAAUAUAGGUGAUAUACUGUAGUGUAACUGAUAAUGAAUUAAUGUGUUUUAUAUAUUGAAUGCUUUUUGCUGGACAGUGCAUUGGCUUUUUAUGAUUUGGUGACAUACGAAUAAAUUAUUUGAAAAUUCA
This is a messenger RNA of Dromaius novaehollandiae (emu), 10079 nucleotides long. It is a transcript of the gene TMEM179, whose product is annotated as transmembrane protein 179. Bases 42 to 740 code for a protein of 232 amino acids. Lineage: Eukaryota; Metazoa; Chordata; Aves; Casuariiformes; Dromaiidae. The record is from RefSeq and is a predicted model, not a curated record. The transcript has 4 exons.